Messenger RNA from Didymodactylos carnosus, 981 nucleotides. The record is from the annotation of a GenBank genome assembly. NCBI's taxonomy places the organism in Eukaryota, Metazoa, Rotifera, Eurotatoria, Philodinida, Philodinidae.
AUGCAAAGGCCUCUGCCGCCGCACAGAAAAAUUAUUCCGAAUACGACCGGGAAGGGCCAAAAGCAUGUUCGAUUACCAGAUAUUGGGGCGCCGCCGUUUGGGCGCGCGCGACAUUCGGGCGCACAACAUUUGGGCGCAACGACAUUGGGCGCAUUUACGCCAAAAGCAAACAGAAGUAGUGCAUUUGUUAAAGUAUGCUGCAAAACGAUAAAAUUCUCCUUAAACAAACUUUUUAUGCUGUGAGAACUUUUUCUAUUACUCAUAUCCAACUGUAACCACCGUUUCUUUAAUCUUCAUCGAUAUUCACACUUACCCACACCUACACCGGCAUCUUUGAACUUCAACUAUCGUUGCGCCUAAAUGUCGGUAUACCAGUAUGUUCUUUUCCAUAUUUUUCGCGUUUAGAUGCAUAAUGCAGUAUAUCAGUCAUAAAAACAUCAUACACUCUCAACUUCAUAUGCAAGAUAUUCAUUAUAUAGUCGCUAAACUCAAACAGGUCUAGAAAUAACGGCUCACACUUAUAUCCUUUACUGUUUUUUCUCCUUUCUUAUUUAAACACAGUUUUUGCUCCACUAAGGUUCUCGCUUCCUUCCGGUUGUUGUAACUUAUUCACAAAAUAUACAACGGAAAUUCGAUAGAACGCCUGCUAAUCCAAAGACAUAAACGGCAUUCAUAAAAUCUCCUCCGAGUUUUAUUUUGACAGGGAUGUCUUUCUGAUUUAAACGCACAUAUUUAACGCUUUCCAAACUAUCGGGAAACGCAGCAGAAUUUUUCGAUAUAAUUCACAUGACUCUUUGGGAAACUCAAAUAGUCCGACUGGUACUAAGCUUUUGGUAAUGGGUAAUCAGAACCAUCUUCAACACAGUUAACCGAUAUAGCAACAAUAUGCUUGUUGCCAAUAAGUGUUCCAUCCAUAUUCAAAUGGAAGGUUAUCCAUGGUAAAAGAUGAAGAUGAAGAUUUUGCCGUUUCGCUAUAAAUAC